Molecule: messenger RNA, 1779 nt
Organism: Musa acuminata subsp. malaccensis (wild Malaysian banana)
Lineage: Eukaryota; Viridiplantae; Streptophyta; Magnoliopsida; Zingiberales; Musaceae
Product: probable GABA transporter 2
Biological process (GO): amino acid transmembrane transport
Cellular component (GO): plasma membrane
Molecular function (GO): amino acid transmembrane transporter activity
Source: RefSeq, a predicted model, not a curated record
UCCUCUUUCGAGCUCCUAAUCCUCAAUGUCUGCCCGGGAAAGCCGGAAGUCGCGUUCGACCCCCGAUCUAAUCCCUCUCCUUAACCGAAAUCCCAAUCCUCCAUUAAUCUUCCUUCGUCGUCGUCUUCUUCCUCGUCCAUCGCAGGUAGGCCUCACCUGGCCCCACCACGUACGUAGACACGCACUCGCUGCAACGAUAUUUCAUUUCUUUGCUUCGUGGAUCGUCGCCUCUCCCCGGUCUUCCUCUGCCUCCUCCUCCUCCAUGGGGGAAGCGUCGCCGGUGCCGCCUCCGCCCGACGCCGGCGCCGCCUUCGUCCUCGAAUCGAAGGGGAGUUGGUGGCACGCGGGGUUCCAUCUCACGACGGCGAUCGUCGGCCCCACAAUCCUGACGCUGCCGUACGCAUUCCGAGGGCUGGGCUGGGGGGUGGGGCUGGCGGCGCUGACGGUCGUGGGCGCCGUCACCUUCUACGCCUACACCCUCAUGUCCAAGGUCCUGGAUCACUGCGAGAAGCAAGGCCGACGGCACAUCCGGUUCCGGGAACUCGCCGCCGACGUCUUGGGCUCCGGUUGGAUGUUCUACUUCGUGGUGUUCUUCCAGACUGCCAUCAACACCGGAGUGAGCAUCGGCUGCGUCUUGCUCGCCGGAGAAUGCCUCAAGAUCAUGUACUCCAGUCUUUCUCCUGAUGGUCCCUUGAGGCUGUAUCACUUCAUCGUUAUGGUGACAGUGGUGCUGAUCCUUCUCUCGCAGCUGCCAUCCUUCCACUCUCUCCGGCACAUCAAUCUGGUCUCCCUUUUUCUGAGCUUGGGUUACACUACUCUCGUAGCUGCAGGCUGCAUCAACGCAGGUUACUCCAGAAAUGCUCCUCCGAGGAACUAUUCAUUGGACUCAUCCAGGGUUCAGAGAACCUUCAAUGCCUUCACGUCCAUCUCCAUCCUGGCUUCGCUCUAUGGAAAUGGAAUACUUCCGGAAAUCCAGGCAACCAUGGCACCUCCAGCCACCGGAAAGAUGGUGAAAGGGCUGAUGCUGUGCUACUCCGUGAUCAUCGUGACGUUCUACUCGGCUGCAGUCUCUGGUUACUGGGCCUUCGGAAACAAGGUGAACUCCAAUGUGCUCGACAGCCUUCUUCCCGACUCGGGACCUUCCCUGGCACCCACAUGGCUACUGGGGCUUGCGGUCGUCUUCGUCCUCCUCCAACUCUUAGCCAUUGGCUUGGUUUACUCCCAGGUCGCUUACGAGAUCAUCGAGAAGAAUUCAGCCGACAUCAAGAAGAGCAAGUUCUCCAAGAGAAACCUCGUGCCCAGGCUGAUCCUUAGAACGCUCUACAUGGCGUUCUGUGGAUUCAUGGCUGCGAUGCUCCCGUUCUUUGGCGACAUCGUUGCCGUCGUCGGCGCGAUCGGGUUCAUCCCUCUGGAUUUCGUACUCCCCAUGCUUCUGUACAACAUUUCCAUCGGCCCUUCCAAGCGCUCGGCGAUCCACUGGAUCAACAUCUUCAUCAUGGUUGUGUUCACCGGAGUCGGCAUCAUGGGGGCGUUCGCCUCCAUCAGGAAGCUGGUGCUCGACGCCCACCAAUUCAAGCUCUUCAGCAAUGAUGUGGUGGGUUGACGACGGACAGUCAUCGAUUUCAUCCUCUUCUCAACAGAGGAUGAGUGUUUUCAAGAUUGUUCGGUCCUGCAGAGAGAGCACAUGUACUAAUACCAUAGUAAAGAAAGUCGUAGCUUCCGGUCAGCGUUGUUCGUGAAUGGCAGCAUAUGAUUUCCAAGGAAUUUUUGAUCCUACAA